Molecule: messenger RNA, 3823 nt
Organism: Limanda limanda (common dab)
Lineage: Eukaryota; Metazoa; Chordata; Actinopteri; Pleuronectiformes; Pleuronectidae
Gene: pdk3a
Product: pyruvate dehydrogenase kinase, isozyme 3a
Exons: 11
Coding region: 280-1500 (406 amino acids)
Biological process (GO): protein phosphorylation; regulation of glucose metabolic process
Cellular component (GO): mitochondrion
Molecular function (GO): pyruvate dehydrogenase (acetyl-transferring) kinase activity
Source: RefSeq, a predicted model, not a curated record
CUGAGCAGAACUGAAAGUCCCGGGAUGAGGACGGACUCUCGGCUGAGUCCCCAGUGUCUUCACCGUGUCAUGUAACCCUAUGGACGUUUGUCCGUCGUGGUGUGGUGUCCAGCCGGAGCCCCGCGGGUUGGGGACACAUGUGUCCGCCCCUGGGAGAGCAGCCCUGUCAGCCAUCAACACCGGGGAGGAAGCGGCCGCGUCGCGUGUUCUCUUCUCUUCCUCCUCCCGAGGGUCUUUCUCGCAUUUAAUCCCGCACACGUGACCUGCACACGUUCCAGAAUGAGGGUCUUCACGUCCCUGCUGAAAAACGCCCACCCCAAAAUCGAGUACUACUCCCGGUUCUCCCCGUCCCCGCUGUCCAUCAAGCAGUUCCUGGAUUUCGGCCGGAACAAUGCAUGUGAGAAAACCUCCUACAUGUUCCUGCGCAAGGAGCUGCCCGUGCGCCUGGCCAACACCAUGAGAGAAGUCAACCUGCUGCCUGACAAGCUGGUGGGCCAGCCCUCCGUCAGGCUGGUGCAGAAGUGGUACAUGCAGAGUUUUGUGGAGUUGCUGGAUUACGAGAAUCGAAAAGCAGAGGAUCCUCAUGCUCUGAACGACUUCCUGGAGCUCUUGAUCGAGAUCCGUAACCGUCACAACGACGUGGUUCCCACUAUGGCUCAGGGAGUCAUCGAGUACAAGGAGAAGUUUGGCUUCGACCCCUUCGUCAGCAGCAACAUCCAGUAUUUCCUCGACCGCUUUUACACCAAUCGCAUCUCGUUCCGCAUGCUCAUCAACCAGCACACUCUGCUGUUUGGGAACGACACCAACCCCGCUCACCCAAAACACAUCGGCAGUAUCGACCCCAACUGCAGCGUGGCUGAAGUCGUCCGGGAUGCCUACGACACAGCCAAGAUGCUGUGUGAGAAGUACUACCUGGCUGCUCCUGAGCUCAAGAUCGAGGAGUUCAACAUGAAGGCCCCUACAAAGCCCAUCCAGGCCGUGUACGUUCCCUCUCAUCUGUUCCACAUGCUGUUCGAGCUGUUCAAGAACUCGAUGAGAGCCACCGUGGAGCUCCAUGAGAACAGCACAGAGGGAUUACCACCUGUAAAGGCAAAAGUCACUCUGGGUAAAGAGGAUCUGUCCGUAAAGAUCAGCGACAGUGGAGGAGGAGUUCCUCUCAGGAAGAUAGACCGUCUGUUUAACUACAUGUACUCCACGGCCCCGACGCCCAGCCUGGAGCCAGGAAUCGUUCCCCUGGCUGGCUUCGGCUACGGUCUGCCCAUAUCAAGGCUCUAUGCCCGAUAUUUCCAGGGGGAUCUGAAGCUCUACUCCAUGGAGGGCGUUGGCACGGACGCUGUCAUCUAUCUGAAGGCGCUGUCCAGUGAGUCCUUCGAGCGGCUGCCCGUCUUCAACAAGUCAGCGUGGCGCCACUACAAGACCAGCCCCGAGGCCGACGACUGGAGCAACCCCAGCAAGGAGCCCCGCGAUGCCAGCAAGUCCAAAUACAAAGCCAAUAGAUAACUCCGCCCCGCCCGCUAGCCCCGCCAUCUGCUCUCCGCCUCCAGCAUGUGCGACGAAAUGUUGCCCUUGGGUAAAAGUUUGGUCUCGGAUCAGACUGGCUUUUACAUUCCACUGGUUGAAUCUUUGUAAAAGAUGGAAGACCUCGACUUAAAUCUGUGCCCAAAGGCAAUGAGCUUCACCAGAGUCGGAGUUUAAAAUCAACUUCUUCCAAAUUAUAGAUCCACGCUGCUUAAUCCCAUUUAUAAAGAACGUAUAUGUGUUUCAUUUCUAAAUGGGGUUAGACUGUGACCAUUUCUUCGACCUAAAUUCCCUGCAUCACUGUUAUCGCUCCCUCUCUCUCCCACAUAGUCGGCUUUGCUGACCAGGCCGCUGCUUGGCGUGGCUGAAUGGGCCGAGCACUGCUGAGUGUCUUUCUGCUUCUCCCUCUCAAACACAAGUGGAGUCAGGGGGUUCGAGUUUCAGUUCACACAGGAAAAGAAGGGAGGUUUAUUUAUGCUUUUGACUCUAUGCACACUCAGGCCAGUGUGUCAUUUGCAUUGUCUUCUUUUGGUUGCACUCUAUUUAAUUUACAUUUAGGAAGCAUUGGAACAGGCGUCCACCUUAUUUUUAAAGAUCUAGAUUUUUAUUUAAUGUGACUGAAAGCCUUACUUCUAGCUACAUACAAUAUAAAUUACUUUUUAAAGAGAAUAGUAGGAGUGACAGUAUUUUUAUCUUGUUACUACUCAACUCCAAGAUGUGAUUCAACCAACCACCAAUAAUGUUAAUCAUCAAUACUGACCCUGCUUGCACAGGACAGAGCUGCACCUCGAUUUAACUCCUGCUAACGAUGAACAGUGCAUCUGCCGGGAUGCUCCUGAAACGCCGCCACGCCAGCUUUGACUGUCAAGUAGCUUCAGCCACACCAGCAUGAUGAAUUGAAUGACUCCUCAGAGAAGAGAGGAACGGACCUGAUGCAUCUCAUGAGAAACGAUAAAAGUGGGAUGAUGCAUUACAUUCAUCAUCAUUGCAUUUCCUCCUGCAAACAUUCCAAACCUGGAUACUCAACCUCAGCUUGGACUUACCAACGCUUCUUGCAGUCUGCCUUGUGUUUCACAUGUAGUAUUACUAACCCUAAUGGUUUCUAUGAAUGAGUUUAAACAGAUUUUUUUUUUUUUAAAUGUACUUUUGUGUUUUAAUCAAGAGUGAAAAUGAUCUAGAGGAAUUCAGCUAAAAUGCAGAAGAAAUUCAUCAGUGACAGGUUUUUAUUUAUUCGUGCAAGUUUUUUUGGGACCUUCAAUCUUUGAUAUUGGAACAGGAUAACUUUUUUUAUGAUAACUUAUCAGUUUUUAUUGAUUGCUUUUUUUGUUUAUUUCUACGCCAUAGGAAGUUAAGCAGAACUGAAGAGAAUGCGGUUCGAGGAGCUGAGCUCUCGGCCGCCGAAGCAUCUGUGGGUACUGAAACAUAACAUCCAAUCACAAGUCACGGGAAUCAUGUUCAGGAACUGUAUGAGUGCACUUCGAUAAGAAAUAUGUUGUCUUUUAAAUACUAUAAAUUCAGAUGUAUAUCAAGAUUUUUAUUAGGAAUAGAUCAGAUCCCAGGUUUGAACUCUCAUCUUUAAAAGCUAAAUAAAAAUACAUACCUUAAAUUCAGCUUGAACCAAACCUGAAAGCAUUUGUUAAAAUCCAAUGUUAUUUUAAGUGACUCUUUUCUCAUCUCCUUCAGCUCCAUGAAUCUGAUGUAAAAAGACAGGAUUUUAGAGGAAGACUUUUGAGCGACUCUUCGCUAAGGACUGUUUCCUCACUCUGUAGCUCCUUCGCUGUUCUGCCACACUAUAAUUCCAUCACUGCCAAUGCCUUUGUAAACCUGCCAGUCUCACUGAGGGACGCUCGGUGUCCAACCCGCUGUAGAGGAAAUGUUGCCCGAUAGGUUAGAGACGGCCGCCCUCGUUCAUUCAAAGGCCUCAGAUCGCCGCCUGUAAUGUGUGGUCGUCAUUAUCAGGACGAUCUUCCAGCUUCAGUCGUUGACAACCUUAAGAAAGACUGUCUGUACCAAUAGUGUACUAGAAAAUAUUCUUUAUAUACAUAUAUAUAACUAAGAAUAAUGUCAAGACUGUUUACGCAGCCAGUGUGGAGUGAUCGCUGUUUUCAAUCCUACUGUACCUCCCAGCUCAAAAUAUUGUUAGUGUUUUUGCAUGAGCUCCUCAGUGCGGAGGCAAUCGUGCAAAUAUUGCAACACAAACGACGAACAAGGUGUAAGAGCAGACUAACAAUGUGUUUCAGCAUGAUACCAACUUACAAUACCUACUGUCAAACCCGACAAUAAAGAAAAUGGCUGUUGUGUGUAA